Messenger RNA from Cucurbitaria berberidis CBS 394.84, 760 nucleotides. RefSeq lists its product as uncharacterized. Bases 62 to 700 code for a protein of 212 amino acids. The record is from RefSeq and is a predicted model, not a curated record. The transcript has a single exon. Lineage: Eukaryota; Fungi; Ascomycota; Dothideomycetes; Pleosporales; Cucurbitariaceae.
CGUCAAACGAGCCUCAAACACUACCAAGUCCAAACCUCCGCCCUUCCCAGCGACCGCGCCUAUGUCCAAUGCUGAGAGUACAACGCCUUGUCGCGAUAGACUGGUCUGCAAACUUCACACCGUAAUCUUGGGAUUACAGGACAGGAUAAGUGGGCUCGAGGAUACUCUUGUCCCGCAGCUUAGUACUUGGCUUGAAAAGAAGAGUAACACAAUUGAUGAUCUGAUCGUCGAGGUUUUGAGAUCGAAAGCAGAGAUCACCGACCUCAAACACGCAGUCGACUUUGGAAACAAAAUCGUAAGCGGGUGUUGGGAGCGGGAGGGGGAAGUCUGGCAUACGCUGGCUAAGAUACAGACGAAGAGGCGAGCAAGGAACAGCGGACUGUUCAGAAGACUCACAGGGCGGUGUCGGGAUCAAAAGCCCCAAGAUGCCGAUCGGUGUAGUGGUGAUGUCCCGGAGGGUUGUGAAAAGCAGGCCUCACAGCACCAAGCUUCAGACGUCUCGUUCCCUAGGACAAAGGAGAACAGCGCGACGCUGUCGAAUAAGGAGCUGGACGCCCUCCUCGCGAUCACGGCGCAGAAUGUGAGGAUUCUGAGAGAGGAUGUCGAGGAUAUGGUCACGAUGGUGCAAGAAUGUAAGCGGAGAGCUUCGGGGAUAGAGGAGAUCGAGAGGGUAGAAGAAGGGUCAUGGAGAGAUGUUUAAAAAGGAUCUGAUUACCUGUUUUCGAAAGGCUUGCAUUAUGAGCAAAUGUUUUGCUUCAUU